Phytophthora sojae is the source of this 318-nucleotide messenger RNA. RefSeq lists its product as hypothetical. The transcript has a single exon. The record is from RefSeq and is a predicted model, not a curated record. The coding region runs from base 1 to 318 and encodes 105 amino acids. NCBI's taxonomy places the organism in Eukaryota, Oomycota, Peronosporomycetes, Peronosporales, Peronosporaceae.
AUGUCGCUUUUGACGUGGAUGCGGACGUAUGGUCCUUCAACGUGGAACGUCAAUACUAUUGCUGAGGCAGUGGACAUUGUCAACCGCACCAAUAACGCUCUGGAGCGUUUCAACCGGACGUUGAACGAGUCGUUUACGACUUCUCACCCAAGCUUGUUGACAUUUGUUGACGUGAUCAAGACCAAGUCUCAAAACUAUGUCGACCUCAUCGAAGACAUUCGCCAUCAACGCCAGCAGCCACCUGACCAUGCCAACUUGGCACGCGUCGAAGUGCCUGACGACUACCUGCGCUUCGAACCGGAACCCACGCAGGAGUAG